GAGACAAAAGGCCAUUAAAAAAAAGCGAGAAAAAGAGACAUAUGGUCCAAAAAUGAUGGAAGAAGAAAUGUGGCUCAGCUUAUUCCACCAGAAAAACAGAAAACUCUAGAUAUACGCAGGCAGCUACCAAAGUCCAAGAAAGCCGACACUUUCCUUCCUUCAUUUAUCUCCCACACUCUUAUAAGACUCUCACCUCCCAACAACAACCAUCUUCAUCUCUUCAAUGGCCGGCACCGGAGCUUUUGCAGAGAUCAUCGAUGGAGAUGUCUUCAAGUACUACGCCGACGGAGAAUGGAAGAUAUCCUCUUCCGGAAAAUCCGUCGCCAUUGUCAAUCCUACCACAAGGAAGACUCACUACAAAGUUCAAGCUUGCACGCAGGAGGAGGUGAACAAGGUGAUGGAGACCGCGAAAGCCGCGCAGAAAUCGUGGGCGAAGACGCCGCUGUGGAAGCGCGCGGAGCUCCUCCACAAAGCCGCCGCGAUCCUGAAAGAGCACAAAGCCCCCAUCGCAGAAGCUCUGGUGAAGGAAAUCGCGAAGCCGGCGAAGGACUCUGUGACUGAGGUCGUGAGGUCUGGAGAUCUGAUUUCCUACUGCGCCGAGGAAGGGGUGAGGGUGUUGGGACAGGGCACGUUCCUCGUCUCCGACAGCUUCCCCGGCAAUGAGAGAACUAAGUAUUGCCUCACAUCCAAGAUCCCGCUCGGCGUUGUUCUAGCGAUUCCUCCUUUUAAUUAUCCAGUAAACCUAGCUGUGUCGAAGAUCGCGCCUGCGCUCGUCGCCGGCAACUCGCUGGUGCUGAAGCCUCCGACGCAGGGUGCGGUGGCGUGCCUUCACAUGGUGCAUUGCUUUCACUUAGCCAAUUUCCCCAAGGGACUGAUCAGCUGCAUCACUGGGAGAGGCUCUGAGAUUGGGGAUUUUCUUACAAUGCAUCCUGGUGUCAACUGCAUAAGCUUCACCGGCGGCGACACCGGCAUCGCAAUCUCGAAGAAAGCAGGGAUGAUUCCUCUGCAGAUGGAGCUGGGAGGGAAAGACGCGUGCAUCGUGCUCGAGGAUGCGGAUUUAGGCUUGGUGGCAGCCAACAUUAUCAAGGGAGGAUUCUCUUACAGUGGGCAGAGGUGCACUGCCGUGAAGGUGGUGUUGGUGAUGGAGUCCGUGGCGGAUGCGCUGGUGGAGGCGGUGAAGGCGAAGGUGGCGAAGCUGACGGUGGGGCCGCCGGAGGACGACUGCGACAUAACACCGGUGGUCUCGGAGUCGUCUGCCAACUUCAUUGAGGGCCUGGUCACGGAUGCUAAAGAGAAGGGUGCAACCUUUUGUCAGGAAUACAAGAGGGAGGGCAACCUCAUCUGGCCGUUGCUCUUGGAUCACGUGCGGCCGGACAUGCGGAUCGCGUGGGAGGAGCCGUUCGGGCCCGUGCUGCCGGUCAUCAGAAUCGGCUCCGUCGAGGAAGGGAUCCAUCACUGCAAUGCCAGUAAUUUUGGCCUCCAGGGUUGCGUCUUCACCAAAGACAUCAACAAGGCGAUGCUCAUCAGUGAUGCCAUGGAGUCCGGAACGGUUCAGAUCAACUCGGCACCGGCUCGUGGGCCCGACCAUUUUCCGUUCCAGGGCAUCAAGGACAGCGGGAUUGGAUCGCAAGGCAUUACCAACAGCAUCAACAUGAUGACAAAGGUGAAGAGCACUGUCAUCAACUUGCCAACUCCAUCUUACACCAUGGGCUAAACAAUCCAUUUCUGUGCUCAAAUAAAAACAAAUUGUGUUAUGGGAUAUUGUUAAAUUUCUCACUGCAUUUCAAUUACUGUGUCUCCAACUCAAUCCUUGUUUGUAUAAUGCUAGUAUUUGUCUCAACUCUCAAGCCAGGAUAGGAAAUGUGUAUUGUGAUAAAAAUUGUGAUGAGGCUAGUAGGUUGGUGGAAGCCCAAAUCACUCUUGAAAUAUUCAUUUUUGGGAGUCAUUUGCUAUUUAGAUCCAACUUUUGAAAUG
This is a messenger RNA of Salvia miltiorrhiza (redroot sage), 1974 nucleotides long. RefSeq names its product NADP-dependent glyceraldehyde-3-phosphate dehydrogenase. The transcript has 6 exons. The record is from RefSeq and is a predicted model, not a curated record. Gene Ontology annotation, molecular function: lactaldehyde dehydrogenase (NAD+) activity. Lineage: Eukaryota; Viridiplantae; Streptophyta; Magnoliopsida; Lamiales; Lamiaceae. Bases 224 to 1714 code for a protein of 496 amino acids.